Molecule: messenger RNA, 5358 nt
Organism: Spodoptera frugiperda (fall armyworm)
Lineage: Eukaryota; Metazoa; Arthropoda; Insecta; Lepidoptera; Noctuidae
Exons: 2
Coding region: 3124-4380 (418 amino acids)
Source: RefSeq, a predicted model, not a curated record
UCUUUUUUUGAAGUCGGUUAAAAAAGAAAGGUCCUGUGCAUAAGAACCUUAACAAUUGUUCAUAACGUCGCGUCGUCCUGACAUCGUUGAGACAAACACAGGGUGGUAAUAUAAACUGUUGACAAAGUAAAAAGUUUUCGCUUUUGGGAUAUAUGUAUUGACUUGGCCACCAUGCAAGCAUAGUUCUUUUUCAUGUAUUAAGUUAUUUUCUUGAAACAUUUUAAUUUAGACAAUCAACAUUUACAUAAUACUUUGUAGAGCUUGUGAGAGUAUGUUGCCUUGCUCUUGGGUGGAUGUUUGGACAAUUGUGACGUGAUUGGUCUCUUGUGGUGAACUCAUGGGUACAGGCACUGGUUGUGGUUGCGUAUAAACUUGUUUGGUGACAAGGUAGUUACUAUAACUAUACUCCGGUAUUGUAUUUUGGUAUAGAGGCGACUGGUUGAUAGUAAAUGGGGAUGAAGUGCUGGAGUCCGAGUAAAUUACUUCAGGAAAUGAUUGUGACAUCUGUGUUAACCGUUCCUGAGUCAUCACAGAUUGAAGUUUUUCCUGACAUAUCCAAACUUUUGCAAAACAAAUCAAACUCAUCUUCAGUUUGGACUUUGGCUUGCUCGCUUAUAGUUUUUAAAUUCUUUAAUUGCUCUAUCAAUCGACUAAGUUUAAAUUGAGAAAAAUCACUUUCGAACCAUUGUAAAAAAAAGAAAAUACUUUUUUGUACUUAACGGGGACAAUAAAAUUGUAAAACAAAACAAUUCUAACUAUAAAUGGCACAAUCAGUCUUAAACAUUCUCUUUCAUUACCAAUAUCUAUCAUAAUUAAAAAUUUGAGGGGAGAGGGAGGCCAAAGAAAAGAUGGAUGGAUUGUGUGAGGAGUGAUAUUAAGGAAAAGGAAGUUAGUGAUAGCAUGACGGGUGACAGAGUGGAAUGGAAGAAAAAAACAUAUUGCGCCGACCCCAAAUAACAUGGGAAAAGGACAGGAAGACGAUGAUUAUCUAUCAUAAUUAAAAAAUGCCUAAUAUUUAAAAAAAUGUUAACGGAUGUUUAUGUAACUUAAAUCUACAGGAAAUGUAUAAUAGGACUGUUGUCUAGCAGUACUUCCAGUAACGGGUGUAGGCAAAAUAAACUUCAUUUCGUCGUCUUUCACAUAAGAUAAAUCCGGGACAUUGGGCAUGACAAACUUACCCUUUUUGUACCUGAAAAAUGAUACGUAUAAUUCCAAGGAACUGUGAUUUCGUUCCUCAAAAACUUUUCCAACAAAAAAUAUCUUCUGGUUUUUAGAACAAAAUUGUACUAAUACGUAUUCACCUUCAUUUGGUAAGCGUUCAAGUGGUCUUGUCAGUAAAUCCUCUGUUAGAAUGGUUUCCUCGAUUUCUACCCAGUCUCCUCCAUCGUCUGUUUCGUCAUUCAAAAUCAUAUCAUCUUCAUCUGAAGAUGACGAGAGGGACGAAGAAGAGACGAGAAAGUGACUCAGAAGAUUCUGAGUCACUUUGUAGCACCUGACGGAUUGCUUUUUUUCCUUUUGGUUUCUUUCUUUCGUUUGGCUGAUUUCAGUUCUGCAAUAGCAUUUUUUUCAGGUGUGUCUGUGGCUAUAAGAGCGUUUACACAUUACGCCGCAGCGGCAGCAUUUUUCGCCGCCGCGGUAUCGCAGGAGCUGCGGUGUUUCACCGCAAAACCCGCGACACAAACGCGGUCUAUGCGGCGCGAUCAUAAACCAGUCUUCCUCGAUCAUUCAAACAGAAUGGACAAUACCGUGGUUAUUGCGACGCUUCUUUGUGCUCUGCGUCGUCAACGUAAAAAGAGAAAAACAAGAACAGUUUGGAUCGAUCCAUUUCUAUCUUCAAGGAAAAGUAACGGAAAGUUUUAUUGUGAUUAUGAGAGCUUGAGAAGAAAUCCUAAGAAAUUCCGUAAUUGUUUCCGAAUGAGUAUUGAUACAUUCGACCAAAUAUUAGAACGUGUGCACAACGGUUUGCAGCGCAAGGAUACGAACAUGAGGGAAUGUAUUUCUCCUCCUGAAAUGUUAAUGGUGACAUUGACGUAAGUAAAAAAAACUGUAUUAUAAAUCAAAAUCAAGUUUAAUAUAAAUCACAGUAAGGCACAAAUUUUCACAGUAAGGCACAAAGUUUAGGUAGUACUAAGGCUAACAUUAAUUAAAAUCGGGUAAUGACUCGUCGGACAUUGGUGAUGCUAUGAUCUGUGUAUAAGAACUCAGAGAACUUGUAGAUGGCGUGCUCUGAUAAUGAUGAUUGUAUGCCUGUGUAUUGUAUCCAGUCUGAUAGCCAUAAUUAGAUGAGUUUUGCCAUACACUAUUAGGGUACUGAAUUUCUGUUACAAUUUGUAGUACUCUACUCUGAAACUGCAAUACUUGUUGAUCAUUAAAGUUUUCGAGACUUGGCAAAAGACUAUUAAAAAAAGACAAAUGUCUAUUAUCCUUUUGUCUUUUUAAAAUGUUCAAAACUUAUCUGGUUUGCGUUUGCGACGCGAUGUAUUUGAAGUACUCAUUGAAUUAAUUUGUACUGAAGUUUGCUGUUCAUUAGGAGUUUCUUCGCAUGGUAGUUCAGAUGGUUCCUCUAGAUUCUGAGUUACGAGCGACGGAGCUAUUUUUUUCAAAAAAGAUAAUUGUUCAAAGAAAUGGUAUUUUUUCAUAGCACUUGCAGCUGAUCCGGAUCUCUUUGUUUUGAUUUUUGUUAGGUAUUUAAAAAAAUUGUCCUUCACAUUCUUCCAUUUUUUAAAGACAGAUUUACCUGAAAAAAAAAAUGUUAACCCUAGAUUAUACUUUUUUGUUUUUCAGAUAUUUGGCCAAGGGACAUACAUUCACUGACCUGCACGAAAAUUUUAAGCUUGGAAUAUCUACUAUAGCUGAAAUAAUAAGAUGUACAUGUAAAGUGAUUUGGAAUGAACUAUCACAAGAAUGUUUGCCAGAAUUAACAGAACAGCGAUUAAAAGAAAUUGCAAGAGAGUAUGGGCCAACUCACACCGAAAGAGCGGCGAAGGGCAGCGGAGCGCAGCGACCCGCUCGGUAGAGAAGGCGCGAGGAUUCCCGUGACUGCUCGAGAAGUCGCUGGAAUGCGCGAGAAGUCGCGGGACACCGCGCGCCAUCUCGAGCCGCGAUGAAUUUACGGGUCGUUCUAUGCGCAGUUCACUUUCAAUAAAACUCGAGGAAACUUGUGUUUAUGCAGUGAAAAUGAGUAUUUUGGAUUUAAUUAUUAUUGCACAUAUAAAAGAAGAGGAAGAGGCCGAAGACAUAAGGAGGGAAAGAUUUAAAAGAAACUUUUGGGUACACGACGUGUGGAAGAAAAGACAUUUGUUUGGCCAAUUUCGUACAUUUUGCACAAAUUUACAUCUGUAUCCUAGCAUUUAUUAUGACUAUUAUAAAAUGAACUAUUACAAAUUUGAAAGUUUGUUGGAAAUUCUCAGGCCACAUAUUCAAAAACAAAAUACCAAUUAUAGAUUGGCUAUUCCCGCUGAAGAAAGACUAUCGGUCUGCCUCAGAUUUCUAACUACUGCUAUCAGUUUCAAAGCGCUAGCUCACGAGUAUCAUAUGGGAUAUAGUACUGUACUUCAAAUUGUUCACGAAACUUGCUCCGCGAUAUGGAAGUAUUUACGGCCGCGUGUUAUGCCCAAACCAACAGCUGAGUUAUGGACCAAACUAGCAAAAGAAUUUGAAACUCAAUGGAAUUUUCCUAACUGUAUAGGAGCCAUAGAUGGAAAACAUGUUAAUAUAAGAGCACCUUGGAACAGCGGCAGUCAAUUUUAUAACUAUAAAAAUUUUUUCAGUGUAGUUUUGCUAGCCAUUGCCGAUGCAAAUUAUCGAUUCGUUGUAGUCGACAUUGGAGCAUAUGGUCGCAAUAGUGAUAGUGGCAUUUUAAGCAGCUCCAGAUUAGGACAAUCAUUGAAUAAUAAUACAGUGGAUAUACCACCUAAUAAAUGUUUGCCAGGUACGACAGAAGCAUUGCCACAUGUUUUUGUUGGAGAUGAGGCUUUUCCGUUACACAAACACAUAAUGAGACCUUUUCCUGGAAACCAAGUGUCGACAGACGUCGAGAAGAAAAUAUUUAAUUAUCGCCUGAGCCGUGCAAGACUUAUUGUAGAGAGCAGUUUCGGAAUACUAACACAAAAGUUUGAGGUUUUUCAAAAGAGAAUUAAAAUGCAACCCAAAUACCUAGACAUUUUGAUAUUAGCGUGCACUUGUUUACAUAAUUACCUAAGAAAUGAUGAAAUAUUUGAAAACAUAAAUGAAACAGUGCCAAUAAAUAGUAUAUUACAAAAUAUUCAAGAGGGUUCAGUUUCCCAAGAAAAUGCUAUGUGUAUAAGAGAUAAAUUUAAGACUUAUUUUAAUUCUUGUGGUGCAGUUUCUUGGCAAAACGAAAUGAUUUCCCGUAGUUAAAUAGAUUUAACAUCAAAAUGGUGUCAAGUUUUACAAAAGACUGUGCCGUAUGUAGGUAAACUAACGAGUUCUACAAUUUGCUGACGACAUCGCAACAAUUUAAAGUUAUUUUUAAUUUUAAUUAAAAUAUAAAAAAAUGAUUUAUUUUAAUUUUCAAAUAAAAAUACAUACCUAUUUAUAUACGUUUUUCUUUUGCUCCCAGCUCAGCAGUGAAUCAAAUAAAUGGGAUAUUAUUAAUUGCACAUCAAAUGAAAAUAAUCUCACAUCAAUUUAUUCUCAAAUAUGUAUAUAUAAAUAUAUAUCAAAUAAAUUACUUCACAACAAAUAAACUAAAUGUUUAGCAAAACUAGUAUUGCAGAUAAUUCGAAAAUGUACAUCAAUACUACAUUACUUUUUUUUCCUCUAUUGCGAGACAAAUAAUAUAUGACUUUUGCAUACAAAAAUUACUUUUUUUGAUGUACGUUUAAAUACCUACCACCCAAAUAAAAAUAAUUAAACUAAUACAUACCAGACAUAUUCAUUUCAGCGCCCACUUUUUGCCAAGCGUUAUUUUUCAUAUGUUUAUCGCUGUAAUGCCUUGAUUUUAUAUUGUACAGGCAGUCGUACAUUUGCACCAAAUAAAUAAGCUUUUCUUCAUCCAUUUCCAUUACUUCUGUAUUCGUUGCACUGCAAGGAAUGAAUGCGAAAUAGCGAAUGCCCGCGCACAACAGACGCACGCGGCGGGCGUCGGGGCGAGGGGCGGGAUAUUGCCAGCGGCCGCUCGUGACUGCUCGAGCAUUCUCGGGAAUUCCCGAGAAUGCUCGCGCAGGCGCACGGCUCCGUUUAUGGAAUUCGCCGGAAUUCCUGCGGCUCCGCGGGCAUCCGCGCGCCUCGUUCGAGUUUCUCAUGCGAUAAUAGUAUUUAUAAUAAUAAAAAUUAAGUUAAAAUUCUCAUGACACUGAAACUGCGCUCCACUUCGUUGCCCUUCGCCGCUCUUUC